This is a messenger RNA of Contarinia nasturtii (swede midge), 596 nucleotides long. RefSeq lists its product as uncharacterized. Gene Ontology annotation, molecular function: odorant binding. The transcript is spliced from 3 exons. Lineage: Eukaryota; Metazoa; Arthropoda; Insecta; Diptera; Cecidomyiidae. The record is from RefSeq and is a predicted model, not a curated record. Bases 80 to 445 code for a protein of 121 amino acids.
UAGAGGCAAUCCAUUAAAAUCGGUUUCAGUAUUCGUUCAUAUUUUGAGUAUUGUGUGCGAAGAUUUAUUCAUCUCAGUGAUGAAGUCCAUACAUUUUUUUAUUUUGACUAUUGCUUUAUUCUGGACAUCAAGCGCGGCAAACGAAGAGCUGGGAAAUGCCAUUAAAGCAUGCCGUGAAAAAUUCCCAGGAAGUGAGAUUGCAGUUGAUAAUGCAUCCAGCAGCAAAGAACUAUCCAAAAAGGAUAAAUGUUUUGUAAAAUGCGGCUUAGAGGCACAAAAAACGAUUGUGAAUGGUGUUUUGAAUCUUAAUCCAGAGGAAAACACCGCGAUCACAGCCAAAAUUAACGACCAAUGUGCGUUGAUAAAAGACAGCGACGAAUGUGAAUAUGCGGCGAAACUGAGAGAUUGCAUUAAAGAGGUCCUCAAAACGACACCGAUUGCAUAGUUUGUUCACAUUGUAUUCCGUUUGCGAAAAUGGCACUAAAAUCGAUAAAAGUUGGCCAUUCUGUUUAGUAAAUUCUUUAUUAAUGAUCAUUGAUCAAUGUAUACUUCAAAUUUAUUAACAAAUAAAAGAUGCGCCGCGACGAUUACCUGAA